Musa acuminata subsp. malaccensis (wild Malaysian banana) is the source of this 906-nucleotide messenger RNA. RefSeq names its product abscisic acid receptor PYL4. Gene Ontology annotation, cellular component: cytoplasm; nucleus. Lineage: Eukaryota; Viridiplantae; Streptophyta; Magnoliopsida; Zingiberales; Musaceae. Gene Ontology annotation, molecular function: abscisic acid binding; protein phosphatase inhibitor activity; signaling receptor activity. The record is from RefSeq and is a predicted model, not a curated record. Gene Ontology annotation, biological process: abscisic acid-activated signaling pathway.
AUAUUUGCCAACACAUUCACUAUUUAUAUCCUCCCUCCUUUGCUUAUCUCCCACCCCAAGCCAACAACUUUGGCUAAUCUUUUCAUUUCUUCCCCUUAAUUCUUCCUUUUAUUUUCAUUUCAGUCCUUGCUGUAUAAGAAGGAAGGUUGGAGAGGAGGAGGUUGAAGUGAAGGAGACAUGCCUUCCAUUCCUCCUCCCAAGCCGUCCACCCAAUUCCAAAUGGUGACCGCCGCGGAGCGGUGCACGGCGCACGCGCUGCCGGAGGCGGUGGCGAGGCACCACGAGCACGCGGCGGGACCGAAGCAGUGCUGCUCGGCGGUAGUGCAGGCGGUGGCGGCGCCGGUUGGCGCGGUGUGGUCGGUGGUGCGGCGCUUCGACGAGCCGCAGGCCUACAAGCACUUCGUGAAGAGCUGCCGCGUCGUGGGUGGCAACGGCGGGGUGGGCACGCUCCGGGAGGUGCGCGUCGUGUCGGGCCUGCCGGCGGCGACCAGCACCGAGCGGCUCGAGGUCCUGGACGACGAGCACCACGUGCUCAGCUUCCGGGUGGUCGGCGGCGACCACCGCCUCGCCAACUACCGGUCCGUCACCACGCUUCACCCCGCAGCGGGCGGCGGCGGCGGCACUGAGGUCGUGGAGUCGUACGUGGUGGACGUGCCGCCGGGCAACACCAGGGAGGACACGCGCGUGUUCGUCGACACCAUCGUCAAGUGCAACCUCCAAUCCCUGGCGCGCACCGCCGAAGCCCUUCACCGGCGCCACGUCGCCGCCGCGCCGACGGCGACCCCGUGAUCCACCUCCUCUUCCCUGGCCUGUCUCUCUUGUCUCUGUCUUCUUCAUCUUUUGCUUAGUGUAGUAAACACAGUUGUACAGCUCACGAAAUAAAAAUCAUAAUAUUUCUCCUCUCCA